Molecule: messenger RNA, 387 nt
Organism: Trypanosoma grayi
Lineage: Eukaryota; Euglenozoa; Kinetoplastea; Trypanosomatida; Trypanosomatidae
Exons: 1
Coding region: 1-387 (128 amino acids)
Source: RefSeq, a predicted model, not a curated record
AUGCCCACCCAAGCCGCUUCCUUCACAGCCACGCAUACAAUCAUCGCGGGCAGCAGCAGCAGCAGCAGCAGCGCAGUCACGCAAGCUGAAUGGACGUCGCUGUCUGCAUUGCGGUGGGUGUGUGCCAUGCUGCUGCUCCCGCUCAAUGCAGGUGGAAGAGUAGUAGUGGCCGCACUGGACCUGCCUUCCACCGUAAAAGUCUGCUUUCCGCUGGUGCCUCCUUCGGUUAGCAGCCGUCCCUUCCACNGCGCCGUCGCUGUCUGCAGUGCGGUUGGUGCGUGCCACGCUGCUGCUCCCGCUCAAUGCAGGUGGAAGAGUAGUAGUGGCCGCACUGGACCUGCCUUCCACCGUAAAAGUCUGCUUUCCGCUGGUGCCUCCUUCGGUUAG